UGACAAAAAUUUGUAAUAUCACGUCGCACUUGGCACGGUGAAGAACAUUCUCAUUCCGCGAACUUCGUCGUUGAUGUAUACCGAACGUGGGGGGUGUUAACCGUGUGAGAACUGUGUGGUGAGCGAAUUCUUGUGCGUGAAACGAAAAUCGCAACGAGGCGACGUUUUUGCCGCGGAGUAUCGCCGUCUGGCACAACAUGGAUUACCAACGGCUCCUGUCCAACAACAACAACAACAAUUAUCCCACGCAACAUCAUUGGCUCCCGAAGAUGUGCUCCUGCAUCGACGGCAGCUCAACGCUGCCGAGUAACCGAGCCGCAAGCUAUGAGCGGCUUGGUUCCAAUCUCACGAUCUUCGAACUCAACAGCACGAUGCGAAGGAGUCGAAGAAGUGAGCAGGAUUUGAUCGACAGUGAAAGACAGGAAGAAUUGCGGUUUUAUAACAACGAUCACUCUUUUACGACCGUGGUCGUGGAGAAGAAUCUACGAACGAUCGACCUGUGCGAGUUGCUUAAAGUCAAGAGGAACACGAUCGGCGCAGCCUGGUCGAUAAUCGAAACGUGGCCGAAACUGGGAAUCGAGCGUACUUUAGAAGACCAUGAAGAUAUUCUCGCUGUUCAUAGAGAAUUGGAAAUGUUCGCUUCCCAAUACGAAAGGAGGUUCUAUUUUAGUCAAGACUUCCUAAAAUAUGAAGUGUUCAUCAAGCCUGUGCAAUUUUUUCCUCCGGACAUGAUUACGUUUCCCAGCGGGGAAGAGAGGGGCACAUUUACCGAAGCCGAGAGUGCGUUAAGGAAUUAUUUGUUACGGGAGGACAGUGAGUGCCCGUACGUAUUCAGCAUGGUGUGGAUGCGAAAUGCGAGUUCGAACGGUUGGAAGAAGAUGUACAUGCUACUUCAAGGCCGGAAACUCUACACGACAAAGAAGGCGAUCGCGACGCUACCAAAACGGCCUCUGGACAACGAACAACUAAUCACACUCGCGCACUUGUCAGAUUACAACAUCUACAGGAUACCGAACGCCAAGCGGGUUUUCGGCGCACCCUUCGAGUGGGGCGCCUGCUUGAGGCCGAACAGCAACGCCGAAGCCGAAGAUACGGAGGCUGGGGAGCCUGGGAUCAAGGUCAUUAUUUUCGAGAACGAAAAAUCGCGCACCUGCUGGCUCACAGCCAUGAGACUCGCUAAGUACGGCAAACAGCUACGAGAGAAUUACCGAGCCUUCAAGAACAAGCAGUGCGAGCAGAACGGCGGAGGCAGCCCCAAAGAGCAAUACAGCAGUUACAAUGUAUCCAACGAAUCGAUACGAUCACGCGUGGCGAUGGAUUUUACCGGUAGCGUGGGCAGGAUAGUCGAGGAUCCCAAGGAAGCCAAGGAUAUAGCCGAAAAUGAAGGCAUGGUUUGGCGGCGGAGAUGGCGACCGUUUUCGAGAACACCACCGGGAUGCGCCAUGAUGAGGCUGCAUGGCCUCGAUGCCGGUAUACAUGUUCUUCAGCCUUGGUUUCACGGGGGUCUCAAGAGGGAUGUCGCGGCAGCUAUUAUAAGGGAUCAUGGCAGCGUCGACGGCGUGUUUCUGGUCAGAGAGAGCAAGAGUAAUCCUGGGGCCUUCGUGCUGACCUAUAAGUACAACGACAAGGUCUUUCACGCACAAAUCCAACCCAUCUUUGAUGAGCGUCGCAACUGCUGGCUGUAUACUCUCGAUAAGGGAACGACCAAGUUUUACGAUUUGCUGCAAUUGGUUGAGUUCUAUCAGCUGAACGCAGGCUCGUUGCCUACCCGGCUCACUCAUUACGUGCAGAAUGGAGUAAAACCGCCGCUGCACAAACCGGAGGACGGCGGGGCAUCGCCGUCGCCGCCUGAGAGCAGUAGCCAGCGAAUCAACAGCAUCGACAAGGCCGCUGAGCCAAGCGGUAAUCCGAGCAGCAUUUGAGUAUAGGACAGUCGGCGACCCGCUUGUGUUGUCGACGAUGAUCGCUUACUUACCGUUUGCGCCACUACCAAUGGGCCCCUCGACCUCGCUACCAUCACCGACAAUAUUGUGAUGGUGCACCGUAGCAACAGUAACAACAAUCGUCUGGGGAAUAAUAACAGCAACGGCGGUGGCAACGGGAAUCGUGACGAUGUCCACACGACACGAUCGGGUUGCUGGAACCUGUGUUUUUGCAGUUACAACAAGUGGGAUUUGUAGCGCGAUCAGUAACGGCAGUAGCAAAGUAACAGGAUGAAGUUCAAGCGGAUGCGAAGAUGUAUGGCUGUUUCGUUAAUGAGAGAAAGAGAAAGAAAGAAAGAAAUAGAACGAUGAGCACGAAAGAAGACAAGCGACACGGCUUGAGCAUCAUCCAUCGUUCAGUUAUUCUCGGAUCGCAACUCGUUCUAAUAACGUAGCAUGCAUGUGUGACGUCACUGGGUCGGCUGACCCGUGCAACAGAACGACCAAUUUUUGGGCGCGAGGCACGCAAUAAUGAGGAAAGAUAUGAUAGCCACGGGAAGAAACCGUAGGAUCGCUGUUGUACGAGAAAUUGUUCGUUUCAGUUCUUCACGUUUGUUCUGUUGUUCUACUCACGCGAGUCUAUAGUAACGCGGCGUCGGUGUCCGCCGACAGCGAUCCUCACGCGGAAUCCUCAAACGAAACCUCUUUGAUGUUUUUAAUCAUACUGUGUUAGUCGUCAUAUAAGGAUCCAUCUUAUCGUCUAGACCUUUCCGAAUACCUUCCUCCUUUCCUUUUAUUUUUCUCUUACCUAAGAGUCUCAGCGAUUAAACAAACGAUCUAAGUCUAGACGAUCAAAGAGGCAUCGCGUAUUUGUUUCAUCUUUUUUCUUCUUUUCUUUCCAUUUUCUAUAUUUUCACGUUCGUGCAAGCAUGGCGCGUACGACUAGAAGAUUACUAAUCGCGCGUGGCGACAUCGCCAUUCGCGAAGUUAUUUCGUGAGAAGAAAGGAAAAGCGCAAUUGUGCGCGCGUAUAUGAUGGAUGAUGUGUUGUAUCAUAGUAUGCUUGCAAGAGAACUGAGAAGAAAGAGAUAGACAGAAGCCUGUACGAUAUAGUUAUAUAGCUGUAUCGUAUGAGUCAGUAAUUCAAGACAAAUACAAACACAGAAUUUGGCUUUUCUGCUUGAAUGUGUGUGUGUGUGUGUGUGUGUGUGUGUGUGUG
Atta colombica is the source of this 3140-nucleotide messenger RNA. Its product is annotated as growth factor receptor-bound protein 14-like. The transcript is spliced from 12 exons. The record is from RefSeq and is a predicted model, not a curated record. Lineage: Eukaryota; Metazoa; Arthropoda; Insecta; Hymenoptera; Formicidae. Bases 198 to 1922 code for a protein of 574 amino acids. Gene Ontology annotation, biological process: signal transduction.